AUGCAACCUCACCGACCUUCGUUUCAAUCGCCACAAAAAAACUUGCAAUUUUCACGAGAAACACAACAAAAUUGGACAACAGAAGCUUCGCCAUUUCAACAUUACAUCCCACAAUCACCAAAUUACUUUUAUUAUCCACAACGACCCGGAUUUCCCGGCCCAAAUUUGCUUCAGCCAAGUAAUAUAAACCAACACACCUCCUAUUCUACAACAAGCACAAGUGCAGCUACAUUCGAAGACCCGAAUCAAACAAUCACACACUCUUUCCCUGGUGAUCCCAAUUACCCACAACAAAUUCCUCAACAGUUUGACUCCCAACAUGCAUUUGUGAGACCGUCUCUUCCUCAAACAACAUUUAGUUUUCAGCACGAAGCGCCACCUGGCGUUACAUUGGAAAGUUCUUUACCUAAGGACAAACAGAAUUCCAGUGCUGAGCAGCUUUGGCUUAAAUCAUGGUUAAAGUCGCAUAAUAUUCGGUUUCAAGAAAAUUCAUUCAGGCUACCGAGAAUUAGUGAUGCGCGAAAGAAAGUGCUCCGUGCUCAAGCACUUAGAAAAGAAUUAGACGAACAACUAGAAGCGUUGAAAGUCGCGAAAGGUUCGGCUAACGAAAAAGAAUGGGAAUUGAUGGUGUCGAAGAUCGAGAAAAUUAAGUCGGAAUACGAGUCGAAUAUGAAUGAGAUUUUAAAUAAGGAGUUUCAAACUAAAUUAAAACAGAAGAUAUCGAAAAUACGACGUCAUAAAAAAUGGCAAAAGCAGCAUAUCAAAAAAUUGCAAAAUGUUCGUGACGAGCGCAGACGGCGCCGCGAAACAUUACACAAAACAAUCGAUGAAUGGCGGACAGAAUGGAUUGCCAAAGAACUGGCAUUCAAAAGAGAACAAGCUCGCAAAGAAAAUGCCGAAAAACGCGUCGAGGAAGCCGAAGCGAAUAAAAAUAGACAUAAAGAGUUGUCAAGACUUCUUGAACAAGUGAAAAAACUUCGAGAUUUACGUCGAGAAAGACUCAAAAGAGAAGGUCAUUUCUUUCCGGAAGAGGAUAAUGAAUUUUUCAAUAAAGUUGCCUCAUUAAAUGAUGCAAUGAAAAUUGAAGAGGAACGUCUUGAAAAGGAAAGAAAUGCGGCCGCUGAGCAGAAACGUGAUGAAGCGAUGGAUGCAGGAAUGAAGGAACGUGAGCGAGAACGUGAUCCUUUAUAUGAAUAUUGGCACCAGGCUGAAUUCGAUUUGGAUAAUCUUGUAUCCAUCAGACGUCAAUGGGAUGCAUAUAUUGUCCCGGCGGGUACACAAGGAGCAUCCCGUAUUCCACCAAGAUUUGUUACUCCCACUCCUCCAGCUAAUUACAUUUGGGCAUCUUGUCUCACUCAUGGAAAUUCUUGA
This is a messenger RNA of Ambispora gerdemannii, 1371 nucleotides long. Lineage: Eukaryota; Fungi; Glomeromycota; Glomeromycetes; Archaeosporales; Ambisporaceae. The record is from the annotation of a GenBank genome assembly.